AUGUGACGUUGCCGUUGCCAUUUAUUUAUUUCUGGCUUCAUGCUUCAUAGUUGUUGGAACGUGGUUGGAACAGACAUAUGUAUAGGAAUAUAGGAAGAUAUAAUAACUAUAUCUUUAUAUUAUAAAAGUUACAUAGAUUAGUAUAAUAUUUCAUCACCUUGAAUAAAAAUCUUUCUAUUUAUAAUGCCGACAAUUGGAGUUAAUAGGGAUUUAUUAUUUAAAUCCUUAGGGAAAACUUACACUGAUGAUGAAUUCCAGGUCCUUUGUUUUGAAUUCGGUUUGGAACUAGAUGAAGUGACAACAGAAAAGCAGAUGAUAACAAAAGAACAAGGAGAAGAUCGACAGGUUACAGUUAAUGCUUCUGAAGAUGUAAUAUAUAGGAUCGAUAUCCCGGCUAAUCGUUAUGAUCUACUUUGUUUAGAAGGAUUGGUUCAAGGAAUUCUAGUAUUUCAAGGAAAAGUUUCUCCUCCUAAAUUCCGUGCUACUAAACCAGCAGAGGGAUCAUUAGAAAAACUAAUAAUAAAGCCCGAUACUGCAAAAAUACGACCCUAUGCCGUGUCAGCUAUACUUAGAAACAUUACAUUUGAUAAAGACAGAUAUAACAGUUUCAUAGAAUUGCAAGAUAAGUUGCAUCAUAACAUUUGCCGAAAACGUUCAUUGGUUGCUAUUGGUACACAUGAUUACGAUACUAUUAAGGGGCCUUUUAUUUAUGAUGCUAAGCCACCAAAAGAUAUUCGGUUUGUACCUCUUAAUCAAGAAAAAGAAUUCUCUGCUGAAGAAUUAAUGACAUUGUAUUCGACCCAUGCUCAAUUAAAACAGUACCUACCAAUAAUAAAGGAUAGUCCAGUAUACCCUGUAAUUACAGACAGUAACGGUGUUGUUUUGUCUCUACCACCAAUUAUUAACGGAAAUCAUUCAAAAAUUACAUUGGACACAAAAAACGUUUUUAUUGAGUGUACAGCCACUGAUUUGACAAAGGCAAAAGUGGUUCUUGAUACCAUAGUGUGUAUGUUUAGCCAGUAUUGUUCUGAUUCACACAAUAUUGAGUAUUGUGAAGUUAUUAACCCUGACGGUACAUCAGCAUUGUAUCCAGAUCUAGAAUACAGGAGUGAAAAUGUUUCGGUCAAAAAAUCCAAUAAAAAAAUCGGAAUAAAUGAAUCUCCGGAGAAUAUUGUUCACUUAUUGUCUAAGAUGUGUCUCACAACUGAGUUAACAAAUAACUCAGAUAUUGUAAAAGUUACCAUCCCACCUACAAGACAUGAUGUACUACACGCAUGUGAUAUCUAUGAAGACAUUGCUAUUGCUUAUGGUUACAAUAAUAUUAAAAGAACCUUUCCUAAAACAAAUACCGUUGGCCAGCAAUUUUCAAUAAAUAAAUUAACAGAUUUAUUAAGAUAUCCUAUAGCUGAAGCUGGAUUUACUGAAGCUUUAACUUUUACCUUGUGUUCAAGAGAGGACAUAUCUACAAAAUUAGGUAUAGCGUCUAUAGAUAAUGUACCAGCCGUGCACAUUUCUAAUCCGAAAACAUUGGAGUUUCAAGUUUGUCGUACAACGCUUUUACCUGGUAUCUUAAAAACAAUAGCAGCCAAUAAGAAAAUGCCAUUGCCAUUAAAAAUAUUUGAAGUCGCCGAUGUAGUUCUCAGAGAUUUGGACACAGAGGUUGGUGCCCGAAACGAGAGGAGAAUAUGUGCUGUAAACUGUAAUACAAAUGCAGGUUUUGAAGUUGUUCAUGGUCUUCUUGAUAGGAUAAUGUUACUUUUGGAAGUUCCAUGGUCACGUAAGAAGAAUUCAGUUGGUUAUUACUUACAAACUGCUAAUGAUCCAGCAUACUUUCCAGGAAGAUGUGCAAAUAUAAUUUGCCACGGAACUUCUAUAGGAAAGAUUGGCGUAUUGCAUCCAGAUGUGUUAAACAAAUUUGAACUUACAAAUCCGUGUUCGGCUUUAGAAAUAAAUAUUCAAUCAUUUAUUUAAUUCUACAUAGUUGAAUUAAAAAACUACACUCUGUUGAAGUUUAUUUUUUAAAUAAAAUAUUUUUAAUUGAG
Messenger RNA from Diabrotica virgifera virgifera (western corn rootworm), 2042 nucleotides. RefSeq names its product phenylalanine--tRNA ligase beta subunit (gene beta-PheRS). The record is from RefSeq and is a predicted model, not a curated record. Gene Ontology annotation, molecular function: ATP binding; magnesium ion binding; phenylalanine-tRNA ligase activity. NCBI's taxonomy places the organism in Eukaryota, Metazoa, Arthropoda, Insecta, Coleoptera, Chrysomelidae. Gene Ontology annotation, cellular component: phenylalanine-tRNA ligase complex; cytoplasm. Gene Ontology annotation, biological process: phenylalanyl-tRNA aminoacylation. The transcript is spliced from 10 exons. Bases 184 to 1971 code for a protein of 595 amino acids.